Messenger RNA from Loxodonta africana (African savanna elephant), 2162 nucleotides. It is a transcript of the gene ECI2, whose product is annotated as enoyl-CoA delta isomerase 2. NCBI's taxonomy places the organism in Eukaryota, Metazoa, Chordata, Mammalia, Proboscidea, Elephantidae. Gene Ontology annotation, cellular component: peroxisome; mitochondrion. The coding region runs from base 99 to 1286 and encodes 395 amino acids. Gene Ontology annotation, molecular function: fatty-acyl-CoA binding; delta(3)-delta(2)-enoyl-CoA isomerase activity. The transcript is spliced from 10 exons. The record is from RefSeq and is a predicted model, not a curated record.
GUCUCCGGCCCCGCUGAGUCCCGGAUGGUCCCUUGCGUCGCUCGCCUUUUGCCAGCGCCCGGCAGAGCCGGGCCAACAGUCUCCACUUCCAGCUCGCCAUGGCCUGGGUGGUGGCGAGGCUGGCUUGGCGUUGCCCGCCGAGGUACGCCGGGAGUCCUCUGCAGGUCAGUAGCUUCCUGGUACAGCAGAUGCAUAUGAGCCAAACAGCAAUGAGAGCCAGUCACAAGGACUUUGAGACUGCAGUGAACCAGAUGAAACUCUUGAAGAAAGACCCAGGAAAUGAAAUGAAACUAAAACUCUAUGCAUUAUAUAAGCAGGCCACUGAAGGACCUUGUAAUAUGCCCAAACCAGGUGUGCUUGACUUGAUCAGUAAGGCCAAAUGGGACUCAUGGAAUGCCCUUGGCAGCCUGCCCAAGGAAACUGCCAGGCAGAACUAUGUGGAGUUGGUGUCCAGUUUGAGUUCAUCUGAAUCCUCUAGCCAAGGGAAGCCUGGUGCAGACAGUAAACAGCCUGGAUAUGAAACCUUAGUGGUGACCUCAGAAGACGGCAUCACAAAGAUCAUGUUAAACCGUCCCACCAAAAAAAAUGCCAUCACCACUCAGAUGUAUCAGGAUAUUGUGCUUGCGCUUGAAGCAGCAGGCAAGGAUGACUCAACCAUAACUGUGUUAACAGGAAAUGGUGACUAUUAUUGUAGUGGGAAUGAUCUGAACAACUUCACUGAUAUUCCCCCUGGUGGUAUAGAAGAGCAAGCCAAAAAUAAUGCCAUUUUACUAAGGAAUUUUGUAGGCUGUUUUAUAGAUUUCCCUAAGCCUCUGGUUGCAGCGGUAAAUGGCCCAGCCGUGGGAAUCUCCGUCACCCUCCUUGGGCUGUUUGAUAUUGUGUAUGCUUCCGACAGGGCAACAUUUCAUACUCCAUUUACUCACCUGGGCCAGAGUCCGGAAGGAUGCUCCUCUUACACGUUUCCAAAGAUAAUGGGCCCAGCCAAGGCAGCUGAGAUGCUCAUUUUUGGGAAGAAGUUAACAGCAAGAGAAGCCUGUGCUCAAGGACUAGUUACUGAAGUUUUUCCCGAUAGCACUUUUCAGAAAGAAGUUUGGACAAGGCUAAAAGCAUAUUCAAAGCUUCCCCCAAAUGCCAUGAGAACUUCAAAGCAGCUUAUCAGAAACGUGGAGAGAGAAAAGCUACAUGCUACUAAUUCUGAAGAAAUCAGCGCCCUCCAAGGCAGAUGGCGGUCAGAGGAAUGCACAAAUGCGGUCAUGAACUUCUUAUCUAGAAAAGUAAAACUGUGAUGACUGUUAAAACCAAGUCAAGUAUAUCAAAGGCAGGGAGUGAUAUCACUUCUGAUUUCUAAUACUUCAACUAAAUAAACUUCCAUUGUGCCUUUUUUCACUGCUAAUAUAUUUCUUAUGACAAUUAUAUUUAACUAGAGCCCUGAUGGGGAAAAUAAUUAUGUAGACCAAGCUUUAAGGGUGUACAUAGCAGUCUUACAUCUUUUGACAUGAAUCGCUGCUGCCAGAAACAAUGAAAUGGUGUGCCUGGGCUCCUGCUUUGAAAAGCAUUCACAGCAUUGCACGCAGAGGUCAUAUCUUUAAACACCACGGUAGCACUUUGUCGUCCACAAAGGGUGAAUGACUGGAUGGGGCCGAACAUGGACAGCCUCUGGAUGACUGACUGGAGAUCUUCUAAGGGCUGCAGGUUCUUCUUCAGCCAUCUAGCAAGGGAGCAAAUGUGGGAGUUAUAUUACUAGGUAAUAAAUAAGGAUCUUAGUUUAAUUUUUUUCCAUAAUUUAAUAAAAAGGUAUGAAGAAAGAAUUGGGUCAUUUCAUUAGAAAGCAAGAAUAACUGCCGUAACUAUUUCCUUAUUUUUUAUAAAGUCUUCCUUCUUGUAUAAUGUGAUAUCUUGUAAAAGGCAUACCUGUACUGCCCCACGGAGAAAGAUGUGGCAGUCUGCUUCUGUAAAGAUUACAGCCUUGGAAACGCUAUGGGGCAAUUCGACUGUCCUGUAGGGUUGUUAUGAGUUGGGAUUAACUCGACAGCAAUGGGUUUAGUUUUGAUAAAUUCCAUAGGUAUCAAUUGACUAAUCACUUUUUUCCAUAUGUAUCAAUUGAUCUAUAUGUAUCAAUUACACUGAGGAUAUAAUUAAAAGGCUAUAAAAUUUACAAAGAA